GUCGAUGUCCGCGAUACAAGUUCAGUGAUACAAGAGUCAGUAACAAGGCGGCCUAGAUCUGCGGUUGGGCGAUUCCAGUACGUACCGCGGCCGCUCAUCUCUGCUAUUAGUUUCACUUACAUCGAAAUACUAGAACCAAUGUCACUGAACCCCAGCAGACAUGGCGCUGUAGUUCCUGGCAGUCUCGCUGUAUGAUUUCCCACGUUCGCCAAACCAGUUUCGAGCAGCGAGUUUGCAAUGCAUUGUUAAAGCCUCUUAGUUAUAUCGGCCUGUACGGGGUUCCAUACGGCGCGAUGGAAUGGUCGGAUGUUGGCGUGAUGAACAUUUGCAGUGCUGCUAUCCUAAUUAGAAGAGAUGACUGAUUUACUGUACGCACGAGAUUAUAACAGCAUCCUCCUCAACGUGUGUCCCGUUCGAUAUGCUGUUCAAUCGUAGAGCAAUUAGCUAGAACACGCGAAAUCGUCGCACUCGAUCUACACGCAUAGCUAAGCGUCAGGUGAGGUAACCAGAGAAGCGAGUUUCUUCACCGCGUGCACGAACUCAGACGUCGACCAUGACGGUGGCAGUCGAGUUGAUUCGUGCCGUUCUGAGAGUCAACCUGUGGCUGGACAGACAUGCCAGAGCGUACGCCAGGCGGCGCUACUUCAGGUUCUGGAAGCAGAGUGCCCUCCUGCUGAUAGCCUGCGUCGGCGUAUCCAUGUGGCUGCUGUUGCUCACUCGCGGUGGCGGCGACGACGACGCUGACGCUGCGUCACCGGAUAUGAACGACCUGCUCGCGCAGAUCGGACGCAGGGACAAGUACCGCAAGAUCAUCGGCAUCGCGCGGGCGACGACGCGCUACGAGAGGGCGCGCGUGACGAUAGCGACGCAGGCGUCCGUCGAGUACGUGCAUCACGUCGUCGAUCUGACGCGUCGCUGGGACGGUCCGAUCGUCGUCGCCGUUUACACGCCGGGCGACACCUACAUGGCGGCGACGAAGACCAUCGAGCUGCUGCGUCGCUGCUACCCGCGCGUGCGCGCGCAGGUCACCUUCUCGCUGCUCUACGGCGACGACCAGCGGCCGAACCGCGCCGACAAAGCCAAGCUCUUCCGACUCGACGAGACGCCGUGCGCCGAGCUGCGCUUCCCGCUAGAGGUCGCCGGCGCGCGGCAGACGGCGAAGUACGGGCUGUAUCCGGUGAACGCGGCGCGCAACACGGCGCGAGAGACGGUCGGCACCGAUCACGUGCUCGUCAUGGAUAUCGAGUUGAAGCCGAGCGCGGGGUUGGAGCAGGCGUUCCUGUCGAUGCUAGCCCGCCACCGCGCCGCGCCCGACCCGCGCUGGCAGGGACACAGCAUCGUCUACGUGCUUCCAGUGUUCGAGGUCGAGGACGGAGAAAAGAUUCCCGAAGACAAGACUCAGCUGGUCGAGCUGCUAAGCGCCGAGAAGGCCGUCUACUUUCACAAGCUGCGAUGCGGCGUAUGUCAUAAGAUUCCAUACUACGACAUGUGGACGGAUACGACUUACCGAUCAAAGGACCUUGAUGUCUUUUUCGUUACAAAGUGGGUUGCGCCAUUCUGGGAGCCAGUGUUUAUCGGUAGGUUUGCGUUUUUAAGAAAUUCAACUAAACAACAAGAACCGAUGUACGACGAACGAUUCAAGGGCUACGGCUCCAAUAAAAUCCAGCAGGUGUUCGAGAUGUGCCUGAUGGAUUACGAGUUUCACGUUCUCGACGGUGCCUUCCUAGUCCACGAGGCAUUCACAAUCUACGAAACACGACUGAAAGAGAGAGGUGCGAUCAUCAAGGCAAACUAUCGUCUGCUGGUGGAUUUCGCUGGUGAGGCCACGGCAAGGUAUCGAUCCCAGGACUGCAAACUGCAAAGAACUGGAGAAAUCCUCGGAUACUUUCCCGACGAGCAACGAUACGAUCCGAGCGCCAGAUACACGUGACCCCAGAUUUUUUUUUGUAAUCUGCUCUCCCAUUGGCUGAUGCAGAUGCCCGCAUCACAGCUCAGUGCGGCCAGGCUGGCCUAUCCUCUUGCGAGGAUGCAGGGAUGAAG
Messenger RNA from Priapulus caudatus, 2040 nucleotides. Its product is annotated as beta-1,4-glucuronyltransferase 1-like. The transcript has 3 exons. The record is from RefSeq and is a predicted model, not a curated record. Lineage: Eukaryota; Metazoa; Priapulida; Priapulimorpha; Priapulimorphida; Priapulidae. Bases 554 to 1930 code for a protein of 458 amino acids.